Molecule: messenger RNA, 1453 nt
Organism: Vespa mandarinia (Asian giant hornet)
Lineage: Eukaryota; Metazoa; Arthropoda; Insecta; Hymenoptera; Vespidae
Cellular component (GO): extracellular matrix
Source: RefSeq, a predicted model, not a curated record
AGACCCACGCUAUAUAAACGCAAUGCACCAGCAUACCGGCCAGUUAUAUGCUGACUCUAUUCGCAGCCGUGCCCGGACUGUAACAAUACACUUAUAUUGCACAAGUGUAAAUCGUAAUCGUAUCUGUGACCUAAAGGAAUUCCUACCUUGCCACUAUCUACUAGGAUCAUUUAAUACUUGUCCCAAGUAUUUGUGUCAUCAUUUUUUCAAGGUAGUCAUCAAUUCAAAACUGACGUCGUGGCAUCGAAAGAUGUAUUAUCUUCAGAUAACGUUACUUUGGUUAUCAAUAACCAAUGUAAUAUGCGACUUACCACCGGGUACAAGGCGUAAUACUUAUUUACCGCCUGAAUCAACGAAAGGUUACUCAUAUGAGAAGCCACCGAUACCAUUUACAAAGACUCCAACCUUUCCUACCCGACCAACGCCAACAUUUCCGCCAACGAGAACAAAUCCACCCUUUAACACGAUACCGACGAGACCCAAUGUCCCUCCGACACCAAGUAGACCAUAUCCCAUUCCUGUAACAAAACCACCGGGAAAAUAUCCAACGAGACCUCCAAAUGGAUAUCCACCACCAGGACCAAGACCAACUCCAAUAUUUCCAGAACCGGGUAAUAAUGGGAAUACAGUAGGUCCUGGACACGAUCAUCAUCACCAUGAGCCCGGUAUGCCUUUCGAUUUUAACUAUGCAGUAAAAGAGGACGCCUUCGGGAAUGAUUAUUCUCACAAUGCCAUCAGCGACGGGGAUAUCGUACGUGGUGAAUAUCGCGUGCAACUUCCGGAUGGCAGAAUGCAAAUUGUACGAUACACGGCUGAUUGGAAACAUGGUUUUAGCGCACAGGUCUCUUACGAUGGAGCCUCGCGUAAUUUCAAUAGAGGCUAUUAAAUUUUAGCGUUUUAUAGAGAUUUCUACGAUUAUUCCAUUUUAACAUUGUUUCAAAAUAUUUGACAAAUAUCCGAAACUGGCACUGAGAGAGAUGGGGAGGGAGAGAGAGAGAGAGAGAGAGAGAAAGAGUAAUGUUUUUCGGUGAUCCGAAUUAAUCUUUCUUUCUUUUUAUUACCUUCUUUUUUUUUUCCUAAUUAAAAUACGAUCAUCUGUAAAUCGUUAUUGUAAGUCCAAAAGAAAUGUUCAGUUUUGUUAACUUAUUUCAACCUUUAUGCGGCUACAGUUCAUUUAAUUGCCCCCAAAGAUAAUACUCGAUUAUUCGUAAUUUAUAAAUGUUAUUAGGGCAUGAUAAUUUAUUUUAACAAUAUAUACGUAUAUGGUAUGCAUGUAACGCUAAUGUAUACAAAUUAAAUACGUAAUUUAAAAAAUGGAAAAUAUAUUGAGGGUUAGGUUAGAAGAUAUAAUAUGAUUUCAAAGUGACUUUAUAAUUAUAAGAUUAUAUAAAGAUUUGUAACUUUAACCUAUAUAAUGUUCUUGUUGAAAAUCAGAAUUUAUUACACUUUCUAC